AUGGCGCAAAUGGCCGACCCAAGAGACGCUCAACGGCCGCAAUACCCUCCGCCGGAUGAUCCCAACCAGGCUGGCUACUAUUCAACACAAUCUCCUCAGAGACCUGGAGCAAGAGAUGAUCGCAGUCCAUACCCUCCUCCACCAGAGUCCGCCCGUCAAGGCCAGUACCCAGACCCUAGAGCAGCGCAUCCGUAUCCUCCUCCGCAGACGUGGCCGCCUCAACACGGUGGCUACCCUCCUCACCAUUAUCCGGAUCCUCAACACCCUGGAUAUGCUUAUCCUCCCAGGCCUGAUAUGGCUCAGCCGCCUCAACCCAUGCAGCCUGAUGCGUACCGCCUUCCACCACCAUAUCCUCCUCACGGGUAUUAUCCUCCUCCGCAGCAUUAUGCUCCUCCCCCUCCUCCUGCUGCAGCUCCCCGACAGCGGACGGCCAUAGCUUGCAAAUAUUGCCGUAAGAGAAAGAUCCGCUGCUCUGGGUAUGACAGUUCACCGGAUGGCCGAUGUCAAAACUGUGUCCGGUUCAACCAGCAAUGUCUCUUCCAUCCGGUCUCAUCGCAAGCUGCCUUCGUACCGGCUAAUGCCGUCUAUGGACCUGGCGCCGCCCGCGCUCCCGUGGCGGGCGGCGGUGAUAAUCGUUCCAACGGCCAUUAUCCUCGUGAGGGAGAACAACCAAUGCUCUAUGGUGCUCACGGCCAACCUCUCGGGCCUGCUGGACCUCACGGUCAACCUCAGUACAACUACCCGCCACCGCCGGCUUCCCACGGAUACCCUCCGCAAUAUCCCUACCCGGGUCCGAACAUGGCUCCCUACCCUCCUCCGGCUGGAUCACCGUAUGAAGCACAGGGGCAGGCUCAACCCGCCCAGCAUGAUGAUCGUGUCAGUCUAAAGCGCCCCCCUCCUGAUGAUGACCCGCACAACGAGAACACUCAUGCUUCUCAGUCUCCCCAUCCCAACGCGCGUCCUCGACACAGCACUUAUGACUCGCGCGCCAAUAGCAGUGGUAGCUACGAGUAUGCUGAUCCCGUCAGCGGUGCUCCCACUUCUCCUGCGACAUCGACCAUGAGCUACCAAUCUCACCCUCCUCAACAACAAUCUCGAUUUCCCAACGGCACCCAGUCUCAAAAGGGUACAACUUCCCCUUCGCAAGGCUUGACGCCGCAAUCGGGGCAAAGUUUCAACUCUCCCCAUCAAGGCGCAAACCAUGAUGACGGACGUACUCCACCACCCAACCAAGCCAACGGCGGAAGCUCAUUGUUGCCAAAUGGUCGUAGCGGUAUGAGUGUCCACGACAUGCUAGGUAAUCCGUCGGGCGCCCCAGAGCAGCGAGGCAGGAGUGACAACGAAAUGCUGAGCAAGCUUGACGGCAAGAAAAAGGAGCACGCUUUGUGA
Exophiala viscosa is the source of this 1389-nucleotide messenger RNA. RefSeq lists its product as uncharacterized. The coding region runs from base 1 to 1389 and encodes 462 amino acids. The record is from RefSeq and is a predicted model, not a curated record. The transcript has 3 exons. NCBI's taxonomy places the organism in Eukaryota, Fungi, Ascomycota, Eurotiomycetes, Chaetothyriales, Herpotrichiellaceae. Gene Ontology annotation, biological process: regulation of DNA-templated transcription. Gene Ontology annotation, molecular function: zinc ion binding; DNA-binding transcription factor activity, RNA polymerase II-specific.